AUGAAAGGAAUGCCAUUAGGCCUGAUUUCCUCAAUACUAUUUAGUAUAGUUUUAGCAGAUGUCAGCUCGGGUUCAAAGUCUACCACGGGUUGCUUUUCGUUCUUAAAAAAAAAAAUAAAGAAAAGCAAUAAAACGGCAGAUGAACCAGUUGAAGUCAAAGUCAAGGAGGAGCAUGACUCUAAUAUCCCAGAUAUCAAAUUUAUAGAUGAAUACGAUCCACCGGUAAUAGAAAUUUACAAAAUACCUCAAACUAGAUUAAGUGAGCCCUUUACAUCAGAAACCGAUGGUACUACCGUUGAUAAAGUGACCGGAUUUUUAAGAAGAGAAAAUGAUUCCAAAAGGAAAGGAUACUAUAUUAGACCAUAUGAAGAAGACUAUGAACAUAUGAUUAAGAUUAAGGUUAUACCCCUUAAGUACAAUUAUCAAUUCACCCAAAAGAACGAAUAUAAACAAAGUGACGUCCCCCCUCCAAUACCUAAGAUGCCUAAAAAGCAAGAAUUACCUAAAAAUCAAGAAUUACCUAAAAAUCAAGAAUUACCUAAAAAUCAAGAAUUACCUAAAAAUCAAGAAUUACCUAAAAAUCAAGAAUUACCUAAAAAUCAAGAAUUACCUAAAAAUCAAGAAUUACCUAAAAAUCAAGAAUUACCUAAAAAGCAAGAAUUACCUAAAAAGCAAGAAUUACCUAAAAAGCAAGAAUUAAGUACAAUAUGUGAAGAAGAAUCAAGUACGGUAUAUGAAGAUACAGAAGAAUUAGAUGAAUUUACAUCAUGUCUCGGAGAUGGAGAAAAUGAAUACGGAGAUGAUAAAAAUGAAAAUGAUAGAGAAUGUGAACAAAUUGAAAAUGAUAGAGAAUAUGAACAAAUUGAAAGUGAUAGAGAAUAUGCAGAAAUUGAAAAUGAUAAAGAAUAUGAAGAAAAUGAAAAUGAAGACGAAAUUGAAGAAAAUAAAAGUCAAGAAGAAUAUGAACACAUUGAAAGUCACGACAAAGUUGAAAAUAAUGAAAAUGAGAUCGAAUAUGAACAGAUUGAAAAUAAAGACGAGGUUGAGGAAAAUGAAAAUGAUAGAGAAUGUGAACAAAUUGAAAGUGAUAAAGAAUAUGAAGAAAUUGAAAGUGAUAAAGAAUAUGAAGAAAUUGAAAGUGAUAAAGAAUAUGAAGAAAUUGAAAGUGAUAGAGAAUAUGAAGAAAUUGAAAGUGAUAGAGAAUAUGAAGAAAUUGAAAGUGAUAGAGAAUGUGAACAAAUUGAAAAUCACGAUGAAGCUGAAAAUGAAAGUAAAAUCGAAUAUGAAGAAAAUAAAAAUCAAGACGAGGUUGAGGAAAAUGAAAAUGAUAGAGAAUGUGAACAAAUUGAAAGUGAUAAAGAAUGUGAACAAAUUGAAAGUGAUAAAGAAUAUGAACAAAUUGAAAGUGAUAAAGAAUAUGAAGAAAUCGAAAAUGAUAAAGAAUAUGAACAAAUUGAAAGUGAUAAAGAAUAUGAAGAAAUUGAAAAUGAUAAAGAAUAUGAACAAAUUGAAAGUGAUAAAGAAUAUGAAGAAAUUGAAAAUGAUAAAGAAUAUGAAGAAAAUGGAAAUCAAGACGAGGUUGAAGAAAUUGAAAAUCAAGACGAGGUUGAAGAAAUUGAAAAUCAAGACGAGGUUGAAGAAAUUGAAAAUCAAGACGAGGUUGAAGAAAGUGAAAAUCACGAUGAAGCUGAAGAAAGUGAAAAUAAAAUAGAAUAUGAAGAAAAUGAAAAUCAAGAUGAGGUUGAAGAAAGUGAAAAUCACGAUGAAGCUGAAAAUGAAAGUAAAAUAGAAUAUGAAGAAAUUGAAAAUCAAGAUGAAGUUGAAGAAAAUGAAAAUAAAGACGAAUAUGAACAAAUUGAAAAUCACGAUGAAGCUGAAAAUGAAAGUAAAAUAGAAUAUGAAGAAAUUGAAAAUCAAGAUGAAGUUGAAGAAAAUGAAAAUAAAGACGAAUAUGAACAAAUUGAAAAUCACGAUGAAGCUGAAAAUGAAAGUAAAAUAGAAUAUGAAGAAAUUGAAAAUCAAGAUGAGGUUGAAGAAAUUGAAAAUCAAGAUGAGGUUGAAGAAAUUGAAAAUCAAGAUGAGGUUGAAGAAAUUGAAAAUCAAGAUGAGGUUGAAGAAAUUGAAAAUCAAGAUGAGGUUGAAGAAAUUGAAAAUCAAGAUGAGGUUGAAGAAAGUGAAAAUCAAGACGAGGUUGAAGAAAUUGAAAAUCAAGACGAGGUUGAAGAAAGUGAAAAUCAAGACGAGGUUGAAGAAAUUGAAAAUCAAGACGAGGUUGAAGAAAUUGAAAAUCAAGACGAGGUUGAAGAAAUUGAAAAUAAAGAUGAGGUUGAAGAAAUUGAAAAUAAAGAUGAGGUUGAAGAAAGUGAAAAUAAAAUCGAAUAUGAAGAAAAUGAAAAUAAAGACGAAUAUGAAGAAAUUGAAAAUAAAGAUGAGGUUGAAGAAAGUGAAAAUCAAGACGAGGUUGAACAAAUUGAAAAUCAAGACGAGGUUGAAGAAAGUGAAAAUCACGAUGAAGCUGAAAAUGAAAGUAAAAUAGAAUAUGAAGAAAUUGAAAAUCAAGAUGAGGUUGAAGAAAGUGAAAAUAAAGAUGAAGUUGAAGAAAAUAAAAAUAAAGAUGAGGUUGAACAAAUUGAAAAUAAGAUCGAAUAUGAAGAAAAUGAAAAUAAAGACGAGGUUGAAGAAAGUGAAAAUAAAAUCGAAUAUGAACAAAUUGAAAAUCAAGAUGAGGUUGAAGAAAGUGAAAAUCACGAUGAAGCUGAAAAUGAAAGUAAAAUAGAAUAUGAAGAAAAUGAAAAUCAAGAUGAAGUUGAGGAAAAUGAAAAUGAUAGAGAAUAUGAACCGAUUGAAAAUAAAGAUAAAGUUGAAUAUGCACAAAUUGAAAAUGAUAAAGAAUAUGAAGAAAAUGAAAAUGAAGACGAAGCUGAAAUUGAAAAUAAAGACGAGGUUGAAGAAAAUGAAAGUAAAGUCGAAUAUGAACAAAUUGAAAAUAAAGACGAAGCUGAAAUUGAAAGUAAAGACGAGGUUGAAGAAAAUGAAAGUAAAGUCGAAUAUGAACAAAUUGAAAAUAAAGACGAAGCUGAAAUUGAAAGUAAAGACGAGGUUGAAGAAAAUGAAAGUAAAGUCGAAUAUGAACAAAUUGAAAAUAAAGAUGAGGUUGAAGAAAAUGAAAAUAAAAUCGAAUAUGAAGAAAUUGAAAAUAAAGACGAAGCUGAAAUUGAAAAUAAAGUCAAAUGUGAAGAAAGUGAAAAUAAAGAUGUAGUUGAAAAAAAUGAAAUUAGAGACGAAAUUGAAGAAGAAGAGGCAGAAUCAUAUAUCGGAGAAAUUGAAGAAGAAGAUGCAGAAUCAUAUAUCGGGGAAAGUGAAGGCGAAGGGGCAGAAUCAUAUACCGGGGAAAUUGAAGAAGAAGAUGCAGAAUCAUAUAUCGGGGAAAGUGAAGGCGAAGGGGCAGAAUCAUAUACCGGGGAAAUCGAAGAAGAAGAUGCAGAAUCAUAUAUCGGGGAAAGUGAAGGCGAAGGGGCAGAAUCAUAUACCGGGGAAAGUGAAGAGGAAGAUGCAGAAUCAUAUAUCGGGGAAAGUGAAGGGGAAGAUGCAGAAUCAUAUAUCGGAGAAAGUGAAGACGAAGAAUAA
Plasmodium vinckei vinckei is the source of this 3627-nucleotide messenger RNA. RefSeq names its product erythrocyte membrane antigen 1. NCBI's taxonomy places the organism in Eukaryota, Apicomplexa, Aconoidasida, Haemosporida, Plasmodiidae. The record is from RefSeq and is a predicted model, not a curated record. The coding region runs from base 1 to 3627 and encodes 1208 amino acids. The transcript has 2 exons.